Molecule: messenger RNA, 1157 nt
Organism: Indicator indicator
Lineage: Eukaryota; Metazoa; Chordata; Aves; Piciformes; Indicatoridae
Gene: MRRF
Product: mitochondrial ribosome recycling factor
Exons: 6
Coding region: 3-782 (259 amino acids)
Biological process (GO): translation
Cellular component (GO): mitochondrion
Molecular function (GO): ribosomal large subunit binding
Source: RefSeq, a predicted model, not a curated record
GGAUGGCUAUGGCACUACGAUGUUUCCGUCAUCUGCCCCUGCUGCUUUAUCGUUCCUCGUUUGCUAUGACACGAGGGCUGCCACAGGCUCCUGCAGGCUGCUCAGUCCUUCUCCUGGAUGGCUGCUGGCAGUGUGUUCAUCAGGUGCUGCUGACCAGAAAGCUAGCAACCAAAAAAGGUAAAGGUAAAGGGCAGAGUCAAGCCAAAGUGAAUAUCAGUGCUGCCCUAGUUGAGGAUAUUAUCAAUUUGGAGGAAACCAAUGAAGACAUGCAGGCAGUGGUGGAAGCUCUGAAAGAAGAUUUCAGCAGAAAUCUCAGUGUUAGAACUUCACCAGGGGCCCUUGAUCACAUAACUGUGGUGACAGAAGAAGGGAAGUUUCCACUGAACCAGCUGGGGCAGAUCUCACAGAAGUCACCACAGCUCAUUAUAGUGAACAUGGCCAGUUUUCCAGAGAGCACAGCUGCAGCUAUGAAGGCUAUAAGGGACAGCGGCAUGAACCUGAACCCAGAAGCGGACGGGACAGUAAUUCGGGUGCCAGUUCCUAAGGUAACGAGAGAACAUAGGGAGAGCCUGGCCAAGCUUGCCAAGCAGUCCACCAACAAGUCCAAAGAAGCCCUGAGAAGGGUGCGAAGCAAAAGCAUCAAUCAGGUAAAGAAGUUCAAGAGCAAAGUGUCUGAAGAUACCAUCUGGCUGCUAGAAAAGCAGAUCCAGCAAAUGGCAGACAGCACUGCUGCAGAGAUGGACAAGCUGCUGGCAGCGAAGACCAAGGAGCUACUCGGAUAAGCACCAUCUUAAUGGACACACAGCCCUCUUGAGCAAUAAUGGACUGCCACAGACCCCAGUGACCAUCCCUGCCCAGAGCCCAUAGCCUCAGGUGAUGGGCAGAGGUACCUCUGCCAGACCUCUCAAGCAGCUCUGUGCUUCAGCUGCAGUGAUUCCCCACCUCGGAUUGUACUGGAGGGGCUGGGGAACUCUCCUUGCUGCUCUUCAUCCAGGUGGCAACAGAACUGGAUGCACCCAGAUUAAAAACAAAACAGGAGUAAGGAGGACUGGAGGCUACUGGAAGGCACAGGAGGAAUGACUGCCCUGCUUACCUUGUGCACUGGACUGUUUGCAGCCUGGCAGAGGCAAGGACCACACACCAGGGAAACCUGACUG